Molecule: messenger RNA, 1263 nt
Organism: Puccinia triticina
Lineage: Eukaryota; Fungi; Basidiomycota; Pucciniomycetes; Pucciniales; Pucciniaceae
Exons: 6
Coding region: 1-1263 (420 amino acids)
Biological process (GO): regulation of transcription by RNA polymerase II
Cellular component (GO): nucleus
Molecular function (GO): DNA-binding transcription factor activity, RNA polymerase II-specific; RNA polymerase II cis-regulatory region sequence-specific DNA binding
Source: RefSeq, a predicted model, not a curated record
AUGGAACACGAGCAGCAGCCAAACCACCGCCAGCAACGAGCCAGCGGAACAAAACGAGCAAAACAGCCAGGAACACCAUCCAAGCGCAAGCGAACAGCCGAGCCGACGUCCCACCAGCAGCAGCUCAUCACAAACCAAUUCAACCACCACCACCACCAUGUCCAUCCCCAGACACAGCCCGCACCCGCAGCCCACCUCCAGCUCUCGAUCAUGCCCACUGACGAAGACUUCCCGAUGAUCAGAUGCGGCUGGAACAACUGUCGCCAGGGCUUCUGGAUCCUCGAAGACCUCAUCGAUCAUCUCGUCGGCGAAAACGGCCACGUCCCGCCCGAUCCGACCGCGCCCAGAGGCCAGAAAUGCCCCUGCGAAUGGGUCGGCUGUCCCAAACAGGGCAAGCCUCAGGGCAGCAGGAUGGCCCUCCUGGUCCAUCUCCGAAGCCACACGGGCGAGAAACCGUUCCCGUGCUACAAGCCAGAAUGCGACAAGACGUUUUCGCGCACGGAUGCGCUGGCCAAGCAUGUCCGGGUCACCCACGGCGAGAUCCUGCCCACGCUGCGUGGAUCGACGGGCGACAAGCUGAAGACGAGCACGAACUCGGCCGUCAGUGGGGGCAAGAAGGGGAAGGGCGAGAACGAGUCGGAGGGGGAGGAGGAGGCAGGCCUGGGGGAAGAGCUGCCGGCCUCGUCGAGCAAGCCGCUCAGCGACCCCCCGCUGCUCGUCCCCGCCGCGCCCCUCGACCAGCCCAAGCCGCCCGCAGAGAAAGACUUGCUCGAGAUCAUCAACGAGAACGGGAAGUGCUUCGACGAGAAGAUCGACGCCGACCUGCGCACCGAGGAGGAACGCAAGUCGCUCGAGGAGCUCCGCUUUAAAUACCCCUCCGUCGACUUCAACUUCCUCGAACUCGUCGUCCUCAAGGCCAAGAUCAAGUUCGCACUCGGCGAGCGCGAGAUCCUCAAGGCCGAGCUCAACUUGGUGCAAACGAAGGAAGAGAGCGUCAAGAAACAGAAAGAUGCGUUUCUCGACGAGAUCAUGCGGUUCCAGAUCGGGCCGGAGUCGAAGGAGCUGUGGCGGUCGACGAUCGAUAAUCUGGACGCACUCCCGUCCCCGCCCGCCUCGAUUCCUGCACGCCCGAACCACCACCACCACCACCACCACCAUCCUCAUCCUCCUCACGACCAACAACAUCCCCCGCCUCCUCAGCAUCAGCAACAGCAGCCUCCUCAACCGUACCACCACCACCAUCACCAACAGCCCCAUCCAUAA